Molecule: messenger RNA, 3616 nt
Organism: Nerophis ophidion (straightnose pipefish)
Lineage: Eukaryota; Metazoa; Chordata; Actinopteri; Syngnathiformes; Syngnathidae
Product: zinc finger protein OZF-like
Exons: 3
Coding region: 1159-3021 (620 amino acids)
Biological process (GO): regulation of transcription by RNA polymerase II; central nervous system development
Cellular component (GO): nucleus
Molecular function (GO): DNA-binding transcription factor activity, RNA polymerase II-specific; RNA polymerase II cis-regulatory region sequence-specific DNA binding
Source: RefSeq, a predicted model, not a curated record
CUGCAGCUAAAAGCAACUGCGUGAGAGCGUAUACUCGAAUAUCGCCAUAUAGUCAUUUUCUCUAUCGCACAGAGACAAACCUGCGAUACAUCCAGUAUAUCGAUAUCGCCCAGCCCUACAUGCAUUACAUUUAUUUUUGUCUGUCAAAAUGGAAAUAAUGUAUUUAGUAAGUCCUUUAAGCCCAGAUCUGGCCCCCAAGCCUUGAGUUUGAAAACAUGCAUUGUAUAUUAUCCAUCCAUACAUUCAAGAAGUGAAGUAUAUUUAUAUAGCGCUUUUCUCUAGUGACUCAAAGCGCUUUACAUAGUGAAACCCAAUAUCUAAGUUACAUUUUUUUUUUAAACCAGUGUGGGUGGUACUGGGAGCAGGUGGGUAAAGUGCCUUGCCCAAGGACACAACGGCAGUGACUAGGAUGGCAGAAGCGGGAAUCGAACCCGCAACCCUCAAGUUACUCUACCAACACAAGUUCCACAGAAUGAUCCAUCCAUUUUCUACCGCUUAUUCCCUUUCGGGGUCGCGGGGUCUAUCUCAGCUACAAUCGGGCGGAAGGCGGGGUACACGCUGGACAAGUCGCCACUUCAUCACAGGGCCAACACAGAUAGACAGACAACAUUCACACACUAGGACCCAUUUAGUGUUGCCUAUCAACAUGCAAACUCCACACAGAAAGAUCCCGAGCCUGGAUUUGAACCCAGGACUGCAGGACCUUUGUAUUGUGAGGCAGACGCACUAACCCCUCUGCCACCGUGAAGCCCCUCCACAGAAUGACGUGGAAGUUAAUUAAAACAUUUUAAGUAGAGUUGUCGGUUAUUGGACGUUAUCAGUUGAUACUUUUGCCAACUGUUGUUUUGAAACAAAUGUAAAAAAAAAUACCUUUAUUUUGAAAAAAAACAAAAAACGUUUGCGAAGUCGGGAACGGAAGUUGCUGAUUCUGGCGCAUGCGCAAACGUAAUUGCGACAGCCGGGAAAAAAGAUCAAGAUGGCGGACUGAGUGGCUGCUGCGUUUCAGGGAGGUUUCGAAUUUACGAUCUUUUAGAUAUUUAGAUUCAAGUCGAACAUAGCGACAUAUACCUCGUGAUUUGUGUUUUCUGAGCCCCAUUAAUUUGGAGCAAUGGAGUGUUAUUUGAAGUGAAGAACGUAGACGACUACUGCUAUGCUAAGAUGGCCACGUCCGGUAAAAGAGAAACUGAAAGAAAAUCCAAAACUUCCAGCAAAUCACCAACGGAGAUAAAGACGAGAACUGCAGAUGAAGACGAGCCACUGGAAUUUUCCAACAAUGCAAUUUCGAAGGCCAUCGUAAACCCCGAAAAGAGCGUUGAGGAGAAACUAGCCGACUCUGUUGAAGAAUGUAAACAAAGAGCCGCCAUGAUUGUUAGCUUGAAGAAGGCGAUGCAGUCAAAAUCAGAGGAGAUGCAAGAAUGCAAAAGUCAAAUGAAGAAACUGCAAGAGCAAAACGAGCGCUUGUGCAAAGAAAAUAACGAUUUGAGAGCAGAGAUGUUGGGGAGGAGUAAGAGAUGUGCAGUGUGUGAAGAGAAGACUGGACCACAUGUCGAUACCAACCUGCAGAGGAUUGGAGACAUCCAGCAGCUGAUUGGCUGUCCGGACAAACUUCCUCCUCAGUCCCCUAGAGGGAGCUCCGUUUUGAAGGAGAAGGUUCCACAGCCACCCCACGUUAAAGAGGAAGAGGAGGCAGCCAUCACUCAGGAGGGAGAGUGUCUUCUAGAACCACUAGAAGCCGAUCUCACCAAGCUGCCACUGACUGUUGUCUCUGUGAAGACUGAAGAUGAUGAAGAGAAACCACAACCAAACAAGUCACUCUCAGACGUCCAGCGGCUGAUUGGUCAUCCAGAAGAACUUUCCACUCAGUCAGGAGGGAGUCCCACUUUGAAGCAGGAGACUCCGCAGCCACCCCGCAUUAAAAAGGAAGAGGAGGAGGGAGAGUGUCUUCUAGGUCCGCCGGAACCUGAUCUCACCAAGUUUCCACUGACUGUUGUCUCUGUGAAGACUGAAGAUGAUGAAGAGAAACCACAACCAUGCAACCUUUUGGCUCCACUAUCACAUAGUGAGGCUGAAGAUGAGAUUGAAGUAACUUUGAGCAGCGAUACAGACUGUGAAGGUGAUAUGAGGACUCACACUGAAUGCUCUAAAAUGAAGACAGUUAAAAAAGGUUUCCGCUGCUCAGUUUGUGCUAAAAGUUUUACUGAAAAGAGCAAUUUGACUCGGCACAUGAGGACACACCCAGGGAAAAAAACAUUGAACUGUUCAUUUUGUAGUAAAAGCUUUACUCAACAGAGCAUUUUGACUGCACACAUGAGAGCACACAAAGGAGAGAAGAUAUUUAUCUAUUCCGUUAAGAACAAAAACUGUAAAUGCUCGGUUUGUUCUAAAAGCUUUAACAACAAGUACAGUUUGACUCGACACAUGCGGACGCACACAGGGGAAAGACCAUUUACUUGUUCAGUUUGCGGCAAAAGCUUUUCUCUCAACAAGCAUUUGACUGAACACAUGAGAACGCACACGGGAGAAAAACCCUUUAGUUGCUCAGUUUGCGGGGAACGCUUUUCGCAAACGAGCAAUUUGUCCACACACAUGAGAACGCACACCGGAGAAAAACCGUACACUUGUUCCGUUUGUGGGAAAACCUUUUCUCUGAAGGGCAAUAUGACUCAACACAUAAGAAGACACACAGGGGAAAAAAAUGUUCAUUGUUCAGUCUGUUGUAAAAGCUUCACGACAAAUUGCUAUUUGAUUCGACACAUGAAAACCCACGCCGGACCAAAACCUUUUAGUAGCAGCGAAAGCCAUUCCCAAACGAGCGACGUGACACAAGACCUGCGAAAACGCACGGGGGCAAAAACGUUUAACUGUAUAGUUUGUGGUCGAAGCUUCACGAAACUCAUCGAUUUCAUUCAGCACAUGAGAAAAUACACCGGGGAAAAAAUAUUUAACUGUCCCGUUUGUGGUAAAAGAUUCCAUCAUAAUUCGGAGGCAGACAGACACAUAAGAACACACACGGGCGUGUGACGCAUCAGCUGUUUGGUUGGUGGUGACUACCACCCAAAGCCAGGAACUCCUCACUGCUUCUUCUACAAAUAGCAGAUCAGUUUGUACAAACCGAGAGAUUAUCUAUCGAUUUUCUUCUGCUUUUCCCUCUCAGGGUCUCUGUGUCUUCUGUCCAUCUAAAACAGGGGUGCCCACACUUUUUCUGCAGGCGAGCUACUUUUCAAUUGACCAACUCGAGGGGAUCUACCUCAUUUAUAUAUAUCAUUUAUAUUUAUUUAUUUAUGAAAGAGACAUUUUUGUAAACAAGUUAAAUGUGCUUAAUGAUAAUACAAGCAUGUUUAACACAUAUAGAUGUCUUUCUUUCACAAAGACAAGAAUAUAAGUUGGUGUAUUACCUGAUUCUGAUGACUUGCAUUGAUUGGAAUCAGACAGUAAUGAUGAUAACGCCCACAUUUUCAAAUGGAGGAGAAAAAAGUUGUCCUUUUUGUACAAUACCACAUGAAAGUGGUUGGUUUUUGGCAUCUAAUUCAUCCAGCUUCCAUACACUUUACAAGAAAAACAUUGGCGGCAAAUUCCGUAGCUUGCUUGAUUGACAUUCACGGCACCCGAGGGUCUU